CCUUAGCAACAACACACAGCUGCGUCGAAUAAGAUACUCCUACCGCGGAGAAGACGGAUUAAACACUGCCGCUUUAUUGCACUGAGUACAGGUGAAGCUUUUCUGCGAAGGCGAUGCUCCGGUUGUUUUCGCAGUUAACAUGGGGCUUACAGUACAGCUAGCGAGCUAGCCUAUUCUGGCUAGCCAUCCCCAAAGACGAGCAAAGCGGCCCCAAGCUGUCCCGAAGGAAGACAAAAUCGUGGGGGUUCACCGAGUGGUAGCAUCGCGGCUUGCUAACUACAAAGUCAGCUAACCGGGAAUAAGCACGGGAAUGGUUCUCUGGACUCACUGUACCGACAGAGAAAGGCGAGGGGCACACGGGUCAGACCACCAAGCUGUAACAUUUGGACUCAAACUAUUUUUAACAGAGGGAUCGGCUCUCGGGCGGACGGGUGUUUUUGUGGCUGUGCGAGCUAGCUGGCUAGCUAGCUGAGGGAAACGACCCCCACCGCCUGCUCAGGUUUUUCCAAACUGCAGCCACGGCUAAUGUUAGCCAGCACGCUGAAUACACAACUCUGAGUUUAAUAAAGCAAUGAUAAAUUAAAGUUAAAGCCAAGAAGACAGCUAGCUAACCCCAAAGGAGACAAUAACUUGAGUUAGUUCUAGUAGGACUCUUGGAUUUAUUAGCAAACUCUACAGAUCCUCGACAAAGUCAUAAAUGCUGUUCGUUAAGUUUGCUACGUGAAUCUUUGUUUUCCACUUUUUUUAUUCGGGAUUUUUUCUUCACUUCGGAUGCUGGCAUCACAUUUUAAUUGCAAUCAUGAUGAUAAUAAGCAGAAAACCAGAGGGCCCAAUAGCAACAGCACGCCAUGGUGACGGUCUGUAUGACUCUUACAUGAGGACAGACCACAUCCUUAAAGACGACGCGGAUACAAACAGUCCGUCUGGGCUGCCCCCCAUGCCCAAACACACACUUGUCAGUAACAAGACUGUAAUGAGGGAUCAGGUAGCAGUGCGAGGUGGUCAUCUGAAGGUCAAGUACCUGUAUGAAGACUCCACCAACAACCGAAAGAUCAACGCCAUAACCACAGCAACCACCCAGAACAGCGGGACCACGGGUCAGACGCCCAUUAAACCUGCCCCGGUCUCCAGCCUGUCCAAGGAGCACAGCGUAGACAGCACUGAAUCCAGUAAAGGCUCCAGUGACUCAUCCGGCCCUCACGGAGUUGGAAGUGGAGGGAACAGUGCGAAGCUGUGCGGCCCCCUCACGCCUGACCAGGCUCUGAGACUGUACCGAUCUCAAUUGACCACCCUGGAGCAGACGGAGAUCCACUCAUACCCAGACAUCUACUUUGUGGGACCCAAUGCCAAAAAGAGGCCCGCCGUCGCUGGAGGCAACAACAACUGUGGCUACGACGAUGAGCAGGGUGGAUACAUUCAUGUCGCCCAUGACCACCUGGCUUACCGCUACGAGUUCCUCAAGAUCAUUGGUAAGGGUAGCUUUGGUCAGGUGGCUAAGGUAUACGACCACAAACUGCAACAGCACCUGGCUCUGAAAAUGGUGCGCAACGAGAAGCGUUUCCACCGGCAGGCGCAGGAGGAGAUCCGCAUCCUGGAGCACCUGCGCAAGCAGGAUCGAAACGGCACCAUGAAUGUUGUGCACAUGCUUGAAAACUUCACCUUCCGCAACCACAUCUGCAUGACCUUCGAGCUGCUGAGCAUGAACCUGUAUGAGCUUAUCAAGCGCAACAAGUUCCAGGGCUUCAGCCUGCCACUGGUCAGGAAGUUUGCACACUCCAUUUUGCAGUGCCUGGAGGCCCUGAGCAGGCAUAGAAUCAUCCACUGUGACCUCAAGCCGGAGAACAUCCUGCUUAAACAGCAGGGACGCAGCGGCAUCAAGGUGAUCGACUUUGGCUCCAGCUGUUUUGAACACCAGCGGGUGUACACAUACAUCCAGUCUCGUUUCUAUCGAGCUCCAGAGGUGAUCCUUGGUUCGCGUUACGGCCUUCCCAUCGACAUGUGGAGCUUCGGCUGUAUACUGGCUGAGCUGCUGACUGGCUACCCGCUGUUUCCCGGCGAGGACGAGGGUGACCAGCUGGCCUGUGUCAUGGAGCUGCUGGGCAUGCCUCCGCAGAAGGUCGUGGAGCAGGCAAAACGGGCAAAGAACUUCAUCAACUCCAAGGGCCACCCUCGCUACUGCGGAGCAAACACCCUGCCCACGGGCGCCACUGUGCUGACGGGGACUCGCUCUCGCCGCGGCAAGAUGCGAGGUCCCCCAGGUAGCAAGGAGUGGAGUGCUGCUCUCAAGGGCUGCGAGGACCCCACCUUUACUGACUUCAUAAAGAAGUGUUUGGACUGGGACCCCUCGUCACGUCUCACCCCUAGCCAGGCCCUCAGACACCCUUGGCUGUAUCGGCGCCUACCCAAGCCCCUACCAGGGGCCGAGAAGAGCCAAGGGGCCACGAUGAAACGGCUCCCCGAUCACCACAGCACCUCCUUCCCCUCUAUCCUGGCCAAAGGGGGGCCUGGUUUAGGCACCACAGCUGCUAACAACAAACUGCGGAGCAACAUGAUGGGAGAUUCAGGGGAGGCCUUACCUCUUCGCACGGUCCUACCCAAACUUGUCUCUUAGAGAGAGAGUCCUGUAAUCUCCUCUCUUCUUCCACUUUGUCCUCCUCUGCACUCCUCAGGAGGAGUCAGGGUACAGGAGAAAGUGGAGGCUAGGUUUUAAAACUCGUUUGGUUGUUCUUUUAUUUGUUUUCUACUGAGAGGUGUCGACACCCCAGUUUUUAAUAUUAGCUGAACGGAGAGAGAGACAAUAAAAGAAAGCUCUAAAAAAAAAGUUUUUAUACAGAGGAUUUCCUUGAGCGGCUGUGGAAUUUCUGUAGACAGCCAUUGGUGAGGUUUGAUUUUAAAUAAUGCUUUUUAAAAACGUACUCGUAUGAGUGGACGGCUUCGUAAAUGAGCAAAUGUUUUUAACCUGCGUGUGUUCUCACGUGACUGGUGUGUUUUAGUCUAAACACACUCGAGCACACCUGCACUGUCACUUGCCUCACUUCACACUCUUUCUUAACACUCAGAGGACGCCACUCCUUUCUCGGGAAAGGGUUUAUACGAGUGAAACUUGAAAAGGGCUACAGAGAUUAUUCUUAUCACACUAGAGUUAGCAAGCAAAUAUGUGUUCAGCCAACGUGAUUUAAUAGAAGAAAAGAAUCAUACGCUAAUGUUCGGGCCCCUGCACACACUGACACAAACAUCCCUCAAAUAUACAACAUGAAUGCCUUUUACACCGGUAGUGAAGGACUGGCAUUAUGUAGUGAAGAAUUAAGAAAGCAUUUGUUUUAGCAAUAAGUCUUCACUUCUUUGUCUUUUCUAAAUGCGUUCUUUUUCUACCUUUCCAGAUCCCCGGUGCUUGCAUGUCAGCUCAAUAUGUGACGUUAGUAUGUGUGUGUGUGUGCGCGCUUUAGCUUCGUGGUGCUACUGUGGGAGAGAUUGAGAGAGCGUCGGACAACCUAUUUACAGCCCCCAUCCUCCUCCCAACUCCCCCCGUUUUAAUGUAAAGAGGUCGGGUGGGGAGGACAGUAGCUCCACUCGAACUCAAACUGUCACAGAGGUGUCACCGUCACCCUCUGUACUUCACAAACUGAGCCUGCCACAUAAACUGGUGUGUGUGUGUGUGUGUGUGUGUGUAUAUAUAU
This is a messenger RNA of Cottoperca gobio, 3677 nucleotides long. It is a transcript of the gene dyrk3, whose product is annotated as dual specificity tyrosine phosphorylation regulated kinase 3. The transcript is spliced from 6 exons. Lineage: Eukaryota; Metazoa; Chordata; Actinopteri; Perciformes; Bovichtidae. Gene Ontology annotation, molecular function: protein serine/threonine/tyrosine kinase activity; protein serine/threonine kinase activity; ATP binding. Gene Ontology annotation, biological process: positive regulation of cell cycle G2/M phase transition; peptidyl-threonine phosphorylation; cytoplasmic stress granule disassembly. Bases 800 to 2611 code for a protein of 603 amino acids. The record is from RefSeq and is a predicted model, not a curated record. Gene Ontology annotation, cellular component: nucleus; cytoskeleton; cytoplasm.